Messenger RNA from Rana temporaria (common frog), 662 nucleotides. Its product is annotated as putative oncomodulin-2. Gene Ontology annotation, molecular function: calcium ion binding. The transcript is spliced from 5 exons. The record is from RefSeq and is a predicted model, not a curated record. The coding region runs from base 94 to 423 and encodes 109 amino acids. Gene Ontology annotation, cellular component: nucleus; cytoplasm. NCBI's taxonomy places the organism in Eukaryota, Metazoa, Chordata, Amphibia, Anura, Ranidae.
AUACCACACUGUUUCUUCCAUUUCAGCUCUGUCACCUUACGCAUCCUCUGUAUUUCUACGAGUACCAUCUCCUCCCACUACACAAGAUUCAAAAUGAGUCUCAACGACAUGCUUAGUGCUUCUGACAUUUCUGCUGCUCUAAGGGAGUGCCAAGCUCCUGACACCUUCAAUUACAAGAAAUUUUUCCAAACUUGUGGGCUGACUAAAAAAACUGCCAGCCAAGUGAAAGAUGCCUUCCGGAUUUUAGAUGAUGAUCAGAGUGGAUAUAUCGAAGAGGAAGAGCUCAAGUUUUUCCUUCAGCGUUUUGAUCCAAGCUGCCGAGAACUAACAGUCUCUGAAACCAGAGAUUUUAUGGCUGCCGCGGACCAUGACAAAGAUGGGAAAAUUGGAGCCGAGGAGUUUCAGGAAAUGGUUCAUUCAUAGAAGCCUACAAAUUCUGGUGGUAUACACAACAAAGUGAUCGUAUAAUGGAAACAAGACAAUUAAAUCCAGGACGUUGUGCUUCACCUUGGCUGUCUCUAUCACAAGCCCGGACAUAUGAGCGAGGCUGGAAAAAAGAUUUACCACUUUGGUGGAACAGAUUAUGGGUGUUUCUUCAUGUGACAUGCACUAACCGUUACUAAAUGUCCUAACAAUCCAAUAAAACCCUACAUACAAUGAAA